Molecule: messenger RNA, 2027 nt
Organism: Suillus clintonianus
Lineage: Eukaryota; Fungi; Basidiomycota; Agaricomycetes; Boletales; Suillaceae
Exons: 6
Coding region: 63-2027 (654 amino acids)
Source: RefSeq, a predicted model, not a curated record
AUCUUUCUGACAACUGAUUUCACUCUGAUUUCAAGAUCCUUAAAUCUCCCAACUCAACCAUCAUGUCCACUCCAGUAAACAACUCUUUGACCGACCUCAAGGACUCCACUGGCCAGAUCAUGGCCAUCAUCAGCGCUGCCCGGCAGAUUCCCCCGGGUCCCAGCCAUGCAGCUCUGGGAAAGCAGGUUGCUACACUUGUGUCUGAGGUAGCCAAGAUCUAUGGGUCCGGGGAUGGUCCCAUUCCCGGACUCGUCAUUUCUUGCAUCAAGGAGCUCCAGCACAUCCGGAACAUGGUUCCCAAGGUCUGGCCAUCCUGGCACGCGAUCGGGUAUGACGAUCCCCGCGUUCUGAGGCACGUCUGGUACCCCAAGGUCCAAGCCUGGGAGGCCUUAGGUGACCCGGCCUUCAAUCUUCCAAUUGUCGCCCUCCCAUCCACAGGUCCCAUUCCUGUCCACCUUCCUUCCCCAGCCAUUCCUGCCAGCAAUGUCGCCGGCCCUUCCACCCUCCCCACCACCGAGUCCCGUGACAAGGGCAAAGGUAAGGCCGUCUUUGCUGACCCAGAGCCCGAGGCGGAGGGGAGUAGGAAGAGGAAGUCUCCCAUGAUGUCAGAGCACUCCUCCCAACCCCCGAAGUCGGCGAUGAAGACUCACAAGCGUACGCGGUCAUCUCGCGUUGUGAAGUCCAAGCCCAUCGUGGAGUCGGAAGAUGAAGAACCGACUAUCAAGCCCUUGUUUUCGCGUGGAGUGCCGGAGGUCCUUGUUCCCCUGUACUCCACAAUUCUCGCAAGGGCGCCCACUUCCCCUCGAUCCCCCAGGGCUCCGACGAAAAAACCGUUUGGCCCUGCCACUGCGAUUGCCGGCAGUCACCAGGCAGUCGUCGAGCCCUCCCAGCCAACUCCCGAACCCCCUGCGCAGGCACCCCCAGCUGGGGAUGGAGGUGACAUCCUGAUUCCCGGACCAAACAACCCGUGCCACGCAUGCACAAAGCAAGACUGGCCUUGUGCAACUCGGUACACCAAGAAGACCGGGGCUCCGGGUACAUCGUGCGUCUACUGCACCACAAAGAAGAUCAAAUGCACCCCUGCGUAUAUGGGAUCCCCGCCUCCUCGCGUUCGUGGUUCCUCUACCACCCGGACGACCAAGUCCAGGACGCCAUCCAGGGCUCCCUCCAAGGCUCCCACCAAGACUCCCACCAAUGCCCCCCCCGCGUCCCAAACCCCUGCCCCCUCCAAAGUGCCCCCUGCCUCCCAAUCCAAGGCACGCACUCGCAGUCAGUCUCGUGGCCCGUCCGGAACUUCCAAUGUCACUGCUGUGACAGCCCCCAAGACCCAGACGCGUGGUCGCAGCAAGACCAUCACUGCUGUCAAGGCACCUGCACCUGCACCUGCACCUGCACCAGCUCCGCUUCCGGCGCCCAGGUCAGCAGUCCCGGCUGCACCACGUGGCCCGGCAGUCCCUGCUGCAGCACUUGAUGUGCCCAUGCCGGAUCUCCAUGCCAUGUCCAUUGCGAUUCGUGAUGGAGCAGCUCGAAUCGCUCUUCUGGAGGCUCGUGUGGCACAGCAGGAUGGUAAGAUUGACACCCUGCAACGCCUUCAUGAAGGCCUUAGGCGCGAAAUCAUCGACCGGCACCCCUCAUUCCCACUGCCCGAUCUUCCUGCCAAUGCAUCAUCCUUGUUGCUCAAUCAAUCCGGCCCCCCCACCAUAUCAACCACCGCAUCUGUACUCCCGCCCCUCAUUGAUCUCAUCAUGGAUGACGUUCCUCCCACAACCGCAACCCCAAUACUCCCGGAUGCCUCUGCCAUUGAUGGCAUCCUGUUUGAAUACAACCAGGUCGUUCAUUCAGAGGAUCCAGAUGCUUCCGGCGAUGCUCAUCCAGAGGAUCCAGAGGAUCCAGAUGCGUCCGGCUCCAUUGUGGACCCAGGUGAUCCAAGCAACCUUGUCCCAGAAUAUGACUCUUCUGAUGACAUGGAUGUUGAGGUGGAGGUGAAGGUUGAAGAGCCUUCUGAGGAGGUUGACAUGGCUACAUAA